Molecule: messenger RNA, 3211 nt
Organism: Lagopus muta (rock ptarmigan)
Lineage: Eukaryota; Metazoa; Chordata; Aves; Galliformes; Phasianidae
Gene: KCNJ15
Product: potassium inwardly rectifying channel subfamily J member 15
Exons: 2
Coding region: 1041-2252 (403 amino acids)
Biological process (GO): regulation of monoatomic ion transmembrane transport; potassium ion import across plasma membrane
Cellular component (GO): plasma membrane
Molecular function (GO): inward rectifier potassium channel activity
Source: RefSeq, a predicted model, not a curated record
UUGGAUGAUGGAAGAGAAACGCUGGUGAUAAUACCAAACUGCAAUGAGCUACUGGUCUUAAUGGGCAUUAAGUUUAAUUACCGUUUCCCAAAAAACCUGCAACAGUGUGAUGGGUAUAGUUAUACAAAAAUUCUCUUUAAUUGACAUAACAGGAAAGGUACUUCAGUGAGCAAUUAUGCUGAUGUCCUGGGCUGGCACAUGUGUGUACCACAAAUAUAUCUUGUAUUUCCUGCAAAUUUCUUUUAAGUAGCUAUAAGGAAGACGUUCUCUUUUUUUUUUUUUUUUUUUUUUUUUAUGGUUCAUAGCAGCGAUUCACUUACUUAGGGCUCUUUCUGAGAAAACAAUGGAACAAAACAAUGCUUUUUGAAUGACCUGCCAAAACACAAAGGAUGCAAGGGAUGUUUUUUUGCUUUGUUGUUUUUUUUUUUGUUGGUUUUUUUUUUCAGCAGGAAGUUUUGUUGUUGGAAACUUCUAUAACAUGGACUGUCCUUGCUCUAUGAACCACUGUCUAGUCCUGCAAGCCGGGUUUUGUUACUUGCCUCAUCAAACUGGCACAAGCACUGUUCUGCUUCACUCUGAGGGCUUUGUUCAGUUCUGAGUGUCCUCACACUUACUCUCCAUCCGGACUGAUGCACAAUAAACAAACUUCAGAAGUCGGGUGGUCCAAUGACUGCUGGGUUCGCACAGGUCAGGGCCCACAGCUAAGAAUGCUGACUUUGUGAAUCGCCGUUUUUUUUUUUUCCUUAGACUGCUUGAAGUCAGAGUGCUAUAGAGUACAAACAGUUUUGAAGCGUUUUAGGUGUAAAUAUUCCUUUCCGAAACUCGACUUUGAUGUGUUCAGGUCUGCUUUGUUUCCCUGUAGGUUAGUUGUAGGUUUGUGACAAGGAAUCAGAUCCGACUGAGUAAAUCACUUGUGGAAGUUAAUUGUUCAGAGUGAAAGCUGGUCUGGCUCAUUUUGCCUCUGUCACAGGAAGAGACAGAGGUGGUGUGCUGGAUCUGCGUUCUAAACCAAGCACUGACGCGACUUUAAUUUCGAUCAGAUGUCUCUCUUCAGGGCACUAAAGAAAACUUUUGCAGUAGUUAAAAAGAGCCUCUUCUCUAAAGAAACGACUGAAGCAGUGAGGAUGGAAGCCACUCAGAUUAAUAUGUCCCGCGUUCCACUGGUUAACGGAGGCAUCAGCACUGCACUCAAGGCACACAAGCCCCGUGUGAUGUCCAAAAGCGGUCACAGCAAUGUGCGCAUAGACAAAGUUGAUGGCAUUUACCUACUCUACCUUCAAGAUUUGUGGACUACAGUUAUAGACAUGAAGUGGAGGUACAAACUCACCUUAUUUGCUGCUACAUUUGUUAUGACCUGGUUCCUCUUUGGAGUUAUCUAUUACGCCAUUGCAUUCCUUCACGGAGACUUAGAAAUAAACACGUUCACCUCAAAGCGGGAGCCAUGUGUCAAGAAUGUAGACUCUCUUACAGGGGCAUUCCUCUUCUCUCUGGAGUCACAGACAACCAUUGGCUAUGGAUUUCGUUUCAUUACAGAGGAGUGUCCACAUGCCAUUUUCUUGCUUGUGGCCCAACUGGUUAUCACCACCUUGAUUGAGAUCUUCAUCACAGGCACAUUUCUGGCAAAAAUUGCAAGACCUAAAAAAAGGGCAGAAACUAUUAAGUUCAGCCACUGUGCUGUCAUUACUAAACACAACGGAGAACUUUGCCUGGUGAUCAGGGUAGCAAACAUGAGGAAGAGCCUUCUAAUACAGUGCCAGCUCUCUGGGAAGCUUCUUCAGACAUAUGAAACCAAAGAAGGGGAGAGAAUCCUGCUUAAUCAAGCCAGUGUCAAGUUCAAUGUUGACUCCUCUUCAGAAAGCCCAUUUCUCAUUUUGCCUUUAACAUUCUACCAUAUUUUGGAUGAAAGCAGCCCUUUAAGAGAUCUCACACCUCAAAAUCUCAAGGAUAAGGAUUUUGAGCUUGUGGUGCUCCUGAAUGCCACAGUGGAGUCCACCAGUGCUGUCUGUCAAAGCAGGACUUCCUACAUACCUGACGAGAUCCACUGGGGUUAUGAAUUCGUGCCUGUGGUUUCUCUCUCUCCAAAUGGAAAGUAUGUGGCAGAUUUCAGUCAGUUUGAGAAGAUUAGGAGAAGCACAGAUUCUUCUUUUUAUAGUAUGGACUCAGAAAAACAAAAAUUAGAGGAGAAAUACAGGCAGGAGGAUCAAAGAGAGAGGGAACUAAGAACGAUGUUGUUACAGCAGAGCAAUGUUUGAUUGAAUGGACAAACUAUCUUGUUAAAUUCUUUCCAAAACCUGAAAGAAAAAAAAAAAAAAAACAUUUUUUUCUGUACUGUAUGUCUAUUAUAAAACCAGCAGUGAAGACUUUUUCAGAAAAUAGCUUUGGCAUAGAGUAAACAUAUCUCUUUGUUUGGCUGAGUUGUUAAUCAAGUAUUUUAUAAUUAGGUGGGAUUUCUUUGUUCAUGAUCUUAGCAAAGUUGGAUUUGUAUCAAGUGUCUGCCUCAUACCAACGCUAAAAGCAGACACACCACUUUCUGUUUGGAAAGUGAAACUGGAUGCACAGUGCUGAUUCCUUCAAAUAUUUAUUUGACGAACUUUUACUGUGAGCAGAGACAGCACAUAGUACUGCUAAAAAAAAUAUGUGCUCUGUUAAAAAAAUGUCUACUUAAAAUGUAAAUUUUCAUACCAGGUCUUAUCUUUGAAGGAAUUCCUGGUGAGGAAAAUCAGGGAGACAAAUUGCCAACCAUGGGAAGAGCCUGCAGGGAAGGGACAAACUCCUUCUUAAAUCUUGAAGGAGAGUGACGGAGUAGUUGUGCUGGGUGAUCUGGAAGGGAUUUCUCUUUCUCUGCUGCACAGAACGUGUUUUGUGAUUACUCACUUUUUUUAACCUUGUUAAUGGCUGAUUCAUAGCAAAAAAAAAAAAAAAAGGAGGUAAGGGCAAGAUAUACAGAAUCGUAAUAGUAAUCAACUAGAGUUAAAGCUGACUUUGAGACACCCGUUUUUUAUCCAGUGUAAAUAGUUUGUAACAGCAGCAUAACAAUACAUUUCUACAGAUUGCUUGCUUUGCUAUAGACCAUAUUUAAUUUGGUUAAAUCUGUGUUAUGUCUGUAGACAAUAUUUACUUUUUCUGGCAACCAUAAAGGACAAGCAUUCCUUUCAUCCAUUUCAUUUUUGGUCUAUUAAAACCAUUCCACUAAUAAAGGAAUUUAGUUUGA